AUUACCCAUUUGCCUUUACGUGAUGAAGAUCAAAGUCCAAAGAUUCCAUCUAAUUUUUUUAGUGGGUUUUUAUUUUUUAUUAGUUUUUUUUAAUAGAAGAUCAUUUGUUAUUGUUUUCAAUACUUAAUUGAGUAUCGCAAUGAUCUUCUUGUUCACUGUUUUCGCCAAUUAAUUCUGUCUCCAUCACUCUCUUUUCUUUACUCAAUAUUCAUUUUUCUAUCAUUAUUUUGGCAAACUUCACUCGAUCCUGUGAUGAUCCACUUUGGUCUAAUCUUACACGCCAACACUCUUUUGCUUCCUUAUCUUUCCUAGUAGACUUUUGGGUCAGCAUUGAUUCUUUUGCAGAGAACUGGGUUAGGCCUGAAAUUGUCGAUUUGAUGGCGGCGGAAGUGGUGGGUCCUCGAUUGUACAGCUGCUGCAAUUGUCGAAAUCAUGUUGCACUCCAUGAUGAUAUAAUUUCCAAGGCUUUUCAGGGAAGAAAUGGCAGGGCCUUCCUAUUCUCUCAUGCCAUGAAUAUCGUGGUGGGGCCUAAGGAAGACAGGAAUCUCUUGACUGGCCUCCACACUGUUGCUGAUAUAUAUUGUGCUGAUUGUCGUGAAGCGUUGGGCUGGAAGUAUGAAAGAGCUUAUGAAGCAUCACAAAAGUACAAGGAAGGGAAAUUCAUUUUCGAGAAGGUGAAGAUUGUUAAGGAGAACUGGUAGCAACACCCCAAUGAAGUCCCUAUAUCCAUUCAUUCCAUUGGUGAUGUAAGUCUUUCAGCAUAUUCAUGUCCUUCAUUUCCUCUUUGUACAGAAAAUUCUCUAUUAAUUGGAAAUAUGUGAAUUUUCUCAAUGUUCAUUGUUUCCAUUUCCUGUCUUGAAAAUUUCAGUUGGAUCUUCAACUUCUUUGUAAAAUAAAAUUAUGUUGUUCCUCAA
This is a messenger RNA of Tripterygium wilfordii, 914 nucleotides long. RefSeq names its product protein yippee-like At4g27745. The coding region runs from base 378 to 701 and encodes 107 amino acids. The record is from RefSeq and is a predicted model, not a curated record. The transcript has 3 exons. NCBI's taxonomy places the organism in Eukaryota, Viridiplantae, Streptophyta, Magnoliopsida, Celastrales, Celastraceae.